CCUCGAUCAAAGUGGCUGGAGGCCUUGAAGGGUGAAGGAGGAGGGGGUGAGGGCGGAGACAGCCGGGAGCAGCAACAGGUCGGGAGAUGAGAUCGAUACGGAGACUGGAGCUCAGGUCAUGCGCCCUGCGGACUGCAAACAUCAUGCGUCUGGCGGUCGUCCUCGCGCUGUCAUUCCUAACACCAGGUGAGUGCGACUUGCUUCGCGACAGCGUGCAUGUGACAUCAGCAGCAGCGAGGCCCAACAAUGAGCUGUGGUGUUACAAGUGCCGUGCAGAUGACCCAGAGGACAAGUGCGCGGACCUCCGGCAUAACAAUUCCGCACUCAUACACAAGUGCCACAAUGAACGGAGAGUGUGCAUGGUUAAACGAUUCUCGUACACGACGUCCACAGAAAAUUCCACUACGGCUCUCAAGAUGUGGGCUCUAGAACGUAACUGCACCAAGCAUUGUGAGCCAGGCUGCAUUGUCAUCGGAGAAAGAACAAAACUUUACGCUUGUACAUCUUGCUGUACCACAUCCCUCUGUAAUUAUGGAUCCGGUGCCGAAAAACAAAGCUUUCAUCUUAUUGUAUCCGUUUUAAUUUUCAUUUUAUGCGUCAUUCUGUGUCAUUAAGAUAAAAAAACUGUAGAUAGAUAAUUUAAUAAUCUUUAAAAUAUUUCCAAAUAUUGCAAUCAAAUUGAAGGCAGUUUCAUCUGUCAAAUAUCAGUAGCUUUUAAAGCCAUUCGUACCUGUCUCUACCAUUUAAGGUGCUUAUGUACUUAUAGAUGCCUACAUUAGGUAUCAUAGGUUUAAAUCAAUAAAAAAUAAAAACUA
Molecule: messenger RNA, 815 nt
Organism: Vanessa tameamea
Lineage: Eukaryota; Metazoa; Arthropoda; Insecta; Lepidoptera; Nymphalidae
Exons: 3
Coding region: 87-614 (175 amino acids)
Source: RefSeq, a predicted model, not a curated record